Molecule: messenger RNA, 8774 nt
Organism: Mercenaria mercenaria
Lineage: Eukaryota; Metazoa; Mollusca; Bivalvia; Venerida; Veneridae
Product: short transient receptor potential channel 7-like
Exons: 16
Coding region: 383-3406 (1007 amino acids)
Biological process (GO): manganese ion transport; calcium ion transmembrane transport; regulation of cytosolic calcium ion concentration
Cellular component (GO): cation channel complex; membrane
Molecular function (GO): store-operated calcium channel activity; inositol 1,4,5 trisphosphate binding; protein binding
Source: RefSeq, a predicted model, not a curated record
UUUGCCGGAUUUUAAAGAAUAAGCUUUUUUUUAUAGUUUUGAUUAACAAUUCCAUCGCUAAUUAGCAUGAAAAACAUCUAGGAAAAUAUGAAUGAUUUAGUUACCUUAAAGUUUCCUUCCAAGUCGUAAAUAAUCAUUGUUUGGCAUCGUAAUUAGGGAGACAAAAAUAUCGUGUAAUUACAGAGAAUCUGUAUCGGGAAUGUAAAUAUUCUAUUUUCUCAUGGAGCUUUAUGACUACAGUGGUCUAAAUGUGCGGAUUAAAAUAUAACAUCUCAAAGAUAUGGCAUAUAUGUGUAAAUUGAUUUGAUAAACUUUUAAAGCAUGCGCUGUGGAACAUACUGAUGCAGUUGAGAAAAAAGUUGUAUUUGAUUUACUAUUGAAAAUGUCGAUAAAAAAUAAUAAUUUUAUCAGACCCCCAGGGAGCAUUUUUAGAAAGUCAAAAUUUGGUGCUAAGAUCGAUGCUAUAGGAAAAACUUUUUCAUUGUAUAAAAAUGUACAUAUUAAACAGCUUAUUGAUGUGGAAGAAGAGUUCCUUCACGCUGCCGAAUUUGGAGAUAUCCCCACUGUUAGAAGACUCUUGAAUGAGAAUAGUGAGCUAAAUGUCGACUGCAUAGAUGCUCUUGGAAGGACUGCUUUGAGGUUGGCAGUGAAAAAUGAACAUCUCGAGGUUGUAGAAGUACUGUUGGAGAAAUCUAGCAGUCGGCAUAUUUACGAGGCAGUCCUGCAAGCCAUCAGCGCUGGACAUGUUCAAAUUGCAGAAAAUAUACUCAAACAUAAACGUUACCUUGAGAUCUGGAAAGAACGAAAGAAGUUCGGCGAUGACGACCACUUCUUCAAAACACAAUAUGAGGAAUCUCAGUUCUCCCCAGAUAUCACUCCGCUUAUAUUGGCGUCACAAAAGAAUCAGUACGAGAUUGUUCAGCUACUACUUCUACGAGGAGAUCGGAUUCAGAAACCGCAUAAAUUUGGCUGUUUGUGUCAAGAAUGCGUUAAUAAAAUGAAAUUUGACCAGUUAAGAUCGGCAAAGUACCGUCUGAAUGCAUACCGGGGUAUGUCAAGUGAAGCGUAUAUAUCCUUGUCUAGCAAAGACCCGGUACUGACGUCAUUCCAGCUGUCACAUGAACUGAAGAAUCUCUCCAGAAAUGAGAAAUACUUUAAGCAAGAGUAUAGAGAAUUGUCAAAUCAGUUGAGUGCAUACGUGGUCAAGUUACUAGAUCGUGUUAGAACGCAGGAUGAGCUCGAACUUGUUCUGAACAAAGCUGGUAAACCAAACGAAGAAAAGUACUGUUCCCUAGCCAGACUUCGUCUUGCCUUGCAGUACGGAGAAAAGAAGUUUGUGUCACAUCCUAGUUGUCAACAGAGACUGGACAAGAGCUGGUACGAAGGAAUUGGCCCUUUUCUAAAAGCUAAUAUCGUAAAAAGGGUUUUGAUUGUGUGUCUUUUCAUACUGGCAUACCCGUUCCUCAACAUUAUCUACAUUAUCACACCGAAAACUAAAAUAAAGGUUUUAAAAGUGCUACAGUUUCCAUGGAUAAAGUUCACAGUACACUCAGCGUCUUUCGUUGCCUUCCUUCUGAUGAUCGUGAUAUCAACAAGCGAAGACACCUAUAUUCUUAGAAAAAACAGCACGCUUAGUUCCGAUUAUCCAAGGCUGUUUGAAAAGUAUCAACAAUUAAAAAACUCAUCUCCGGAAAAAUACUCGUAUGGAAAUGACUUGCCUAUUAGACAGAUGGUACCCACCACGACUCAGUUAUUGAUUUCAAUCUGGGUUAUUGGUUUCUUGUACCACGAAUGUACACAGAUCUACCACGAAGGAGUGAAAUCUUACUGUUUGUCGUUAUAUAAUGUAGUAGACUUCCUGAUGUUAAUAACAUACACGUGUUCAUUUGGUUUGAAAUACCUCGUUAUGAUUAAGGUUCAUCUGUCUCUUGAAUAUCUACAGUCGACGGAUAUAAAUGAUAUAUUAAAGGACGAAGACCGCACGAACUAUAUGCUGUACUGGAUUGUUGCAGACCGUUUUUUCUGGAGCAAGUUUGAUCCUAUCAAUCUGUCAGAAGGUUUAUUUGCGAUAGCAAAUAUCAUCAGCUUUUCACGAAUAUCAUAUCUACUACCGGCUAACGAAGCCCUUGGUCCUCUUCAAAUAUCGCUCGGAAGAAUGCUUGUUGAUAUUAUGAAAUGCCUCUGUCUCCUGAGUAUAGUGGUAGUGGCAUUCCUGAUAGGGCUUCAAAACUUGUACUGGUACUACAACGUCCGCGAAAGCAUUGAAGUCGAGAAGCGAACAUUUGUUGUAAAGGCCCAGGAUGCAUUUGGAGAUACGGUAAAAACAUUCCGCACCAUAUUUUGGUCAGUGUUUGGCCGCGGAGAAUCGGACGUGGUGACUCUCGCAGAUUACAACAACAGCGUAACAGAAGACAUAGGGUACUGUCUGUAUGGUCUGUACAAUUUUCUGAUGGUUACCGUGCUCCUUAACAUGUUGAUAGCUAUGAUGGCAAGAUCAUUUCAGGCUAUCGCAGAAUCAUCGGAUGUAGAAUGGAAGUUUGCUCGCAGCCAACUAUACAUGGAGUACAUGACAGAGGAAGACGUAUUACCCGUGCCUUUGAACGUUAUGCGACUACCGCGAGCUGUAUUUGAGUGGGUAUUUGAUUGCUGGGAUAAGGAAGAAGAAAAUUUAUUAAAACCACCUGAUGAAAAUGGGACUGCUCUUGGAGACAUACCAGUAACAAGAAAUGGUGCUGAGCCAUUGCAAAGUGUUACAGAAAUCGCCAAUCAUCUUUUGAAUCGGAACGACUCGGCAAACAGUUCAGUAGACCUGUCAGCUGUCGACAUCUACGAAGCCAAUGCAACAGCAAAUGACCUAGGACUUGCGGAAAAACCUAAAGUACCCAGGAGGCGUCAUUUACAGAGAAACAGUAUUCCUGGGUUUUUAGACGGAAGCAAAAGUUAUCAGCGUGUCAUGCAGAGAAUCAUACAGCGAUAUAUCUUUGACAUUCAAAGAGAAGCAGAGGUUACAGAAGAUGACUUCGAAGAGAUCAAGCAGGAUCUGUCUAGCUUCCGUUAUGAAAUGCUUAACGUGAUGAGAAGCAGGGAAUUGCAGUUUGGAGAAUUACAUAAGCAACUUUCAAGAAUUUCAUCAAGUAUAAGUGGUGAUAACAAUGACAACAAUGCACAUGAAAAGAAGGUACUGAGUAAUGCCCGUGACAGACUUAUGUCACAGACAAAAUGGAGGUCGGAUUCAUUUCGUAGUUCUCAGGCGCCAUCAGAAGAAGCUCUUGAUGAAGACUCCAUUAUUGGCGAUAUAGAAGAUAAAGAAGAAGAUUAUAUUGAUAAAAGUGAGAACGAAAUUUACAAAGAAGAGCAUACUGAAAACAACGGCAUCGUUGGUAUAGAUAAUGUGGCAUUUGAGUAGCCUAAAAUUGGAACAUUUUGACUGUUUUGUUAUUAUUUUAGUUUGUUGUUACACAUAAAAUAUUUGUUUUGUUAUAUUUUAUAAGAACUUUUCUUGUUGUUAAAAUAAUGACAUAUCAUCUUCUAAUCAAAUGUACAUUCCUCAUAUGUGUUGAGAAUCAAAGUUUUCUAGUUUGUGUUUUUAUUUGUUGAAAUAUUCUAGAUACACACACGUACUCAUUAAUGUAGUAGAUCAUAAAAUGCAAUCAAGUAAAAGAAAUAGCAGAUCCAGUUUUUAGUCAUUAAUCAACUGAUUGGACCUCAUGAUCCAAAAGCACUACUGGUUCCAAAGUACUGCACCUUUCAUCUGGCAUUAACAGAUGUUCAAAUGCAUAAUGGUAACAUUUUAAUUACUUUGGUAACUGUUCAUAUAUUCUGUGAAAGAUUUACUUUAGGAAAAGAACAAUGUAUAUUCAUUUGUCUUUUAUAAAAUCUUGUAAUUACUUAGGUUUGUAUAUUGCAAACAAAAAAUGUGUAUAUUCUUUGAUUUUAACAUUAUUUUCAAUUUUUAAUUUAUAUUUAACAUUCAAUAAUCUUAAAGAAAAUAUCAGUUUUACAACAUCUUGAAUACCUAUUAUUAUAGAGUUUACUUAUUUUCAAUCCAUUGCAACUCAGAUAAACAAAAAGGGAGGUAACAAUGAUUCAACAAAAUUGAAGCUUUAUUAAAUUAAUGCUAAACAUAUAAAUCGAUGUAUUUCUUUGACAGAUAUUAUAAAAUUUCUCUUAUUAUCAUAUCGCUUCUUAUACACAUUAUGACUAUCAAAUUUAUUACAAUAAUAUUGUCUUGUUUUUUCCACGAGGUUAGAAAAAUGAAACUUCGAAAAUAUCUAACAGUAUGUACUUAAUGCAUAUUGAACAGAAAAAAGUCGAAUGAACAACAUGAAAAAUUCAUUACUUGACAAAAUUUCGAUUGGCUACCUUUAAAGUUCCAUAAUGCUUUCAAGUUUAUUUUAAAAACAGAUGAAACAGCUGUCCAAAUAGAUAUUGUGCAUAAUUACAUGGUUAAAGAAGCGGUACUUUUGAUACUGCACAAGAGCCAUAAAUGGGGUCAUUAAAAUAGAUUAAGAAAACCAUUCUACCUUGUUCAUCAGUAUUGAGACCUUUGACAAGUAGUUUAGAAAUUAAUAUAUUUAGUAUUCAUAAACCACUUUUUCAACAAGGGCAUUAUGAGUCUUUAAAAACUUUAGUUAUGAAGAAUAACCUUAAAUUUCAUUUAGUACCGUCAAGACAAAGAAGUACAUUUGUAGACCAGAUUUUGGAUGAAGAAAAUAGAAAUUGUUACUCAUAAAGUAAAUGACUUUGUUUUGUUAUCAAUAGAUAUGUAGAGUUUCAUGCAUUGUCAUUGUAUAGAAUUACUAACAUCAAUUCUAUCAUUGUAUGAUUUAGUUUUCAAAUUGCUUAGAAUUUGUAUUGUAUUUUCAGUUUUUUGUUAAAGAACACAUUACUUUGUAGUAAUAAUUUCAAUUUGUUUUGUAGUUUUACUUUGCUAAAUGGCUUUAGCUUUCUUUUUGAUAAGUGGUGAUUAGACAUUAGUGUGUUCUAAAUAAAGUAUAAAUAAAAUAUUGAAAUAUCAUAACAUGGUAAAUUUCGUAACCAUGACAGAAUUAUAGAUGGCAUGUGUUUUUAAAUGAAAGCAUGAUGAUUACAUUUUAUUCAAAAGUGCGUUAAAAAGAAAGAAAAACCAAAACCAAACCAUUUAGUUCCAAGGUUUGGCGUACACUUCUAAAUAUGAUAAAUUCUUUAAAUUGUGAUCGAAACCAAAAGCUAUAUAAUGUACUUUUUCAGGAAGUUAUGUAUUGCUUAUGACCGUUUUACAAUUUUCUUUUAUUUUUCAGUAUAUUAUAUUAACCAUUCAUAUCAUCUAGUCUUUCAGUCUUUGUGAUAUUUCUGGUCGUGUAUAUUAAUUUUGACAUCUGUGACCUGAAGAGACAAAUUGUAGCUAUAGUCAUAUUAUAUAAGUAUAUAUUUUUUACAAAAUUUGUCAAACGUUCGUCUCCGUCUAGUUUCAAUUUUGUCUGUGUGGAAGUGUAAGAGUCCUUUGGGAAAUUUUGUAUAAAGAAUGCAUGCGCGACGUCGGAUAGAGUAUGACUUUCAUUAAGGUCUGGCGUUUUUACAGGGAAAUGAAUUGUCACAGGGAAUUUACACCGAGAGUGUCGUUGGUGUGAGAUAUCAUUAGAGGAAUAUUGUUGAAGCACACUUGAUAAUCACAUUCUUACGAUAAAAAAACUACAUUCCUUCUAUAUUUCUUCUUUGUAAGAUUUUCAGUUGCUGAUAGCUGUUAUCUUAGACACUCAAAAUAUUUCGAUCCGAUUUUAUUUUUCCGUUUUACGAUGCAAAAUAACUAGUAUUCUUGAAACACUUUUAUCUGCUUUGUCAAAAUAAAUAAGUUUACUAUAUUUUUAUAAUUGAAAAUUUGAAAUGAAAAUACUUUUAUUCACUUUCGUUUUUAACUGUUUCGAGUAUGUAUAUUUCCCAAUGAAGCAGAGAAAGUAGAUCGAAGAUAUGAACACAAAUAUCAUAAUUGUAAUCGAUCCGUACCUUUUAGAAAUUUAACUCGGUACAGACAUUGCAAUAUUUGAAGUUACAAGCGUGACGAGUAAAACUUUGAUAUCUUAUCAUAUAUCUUAAAACACAUCAUGCAGCUAGAUAUAUCAUACCAACAUUAACUAAUGUGUAGUAGACAACAGUGAUAUAAAUCUGCCAACAAAUAUCUUUAGAUUUGCUUGAUAGGUACAAACAAGACAAAACUUCUUGUCAAAAUGACGUGUGUCACAUUUUCUCAUAAUUAAGCUAAUUUGACACUCGCUGCGUAGGUUGGAAUAUUACCAUGUUAUUAUAAUACAUUAUUAUGUUAUUAAAUAUGAUGUUCAACUUUAAGUUUUAGAUUUUCAAUUAUUUUCUCGACAAGCAAAGUUAAAUAGUUACAUUUUGAUGGUCAAAGAUUAGAUUAUAUGUGACACAGACUUUCAGAUGCUGCUAAACUUGUAGAUGAACAAGGAUUUCCUUCGUGAAAAAGUGUUUUGGAAAUAUUUUGAUAAUACUCGACUGUCGUAUGUGUUGCGUGGAAAAGUGCCGCAUAGCGUUUUGUUUUUGAAAUAUGGUUGUAUAUAUUUGAAUAUCUAUUUACAUAUUUAUUGCUUUUCUCAUUUAAAACCCCUCUUUCUGUGUUAUCCAGUUACCAUAUACAAUUGAAACUCGAUAUCUCGAAAUCGCUCAUCUCAAAAUUCCGGCUAUCCCGAACAUAUUAUCAAAUUUCGUUAAGAAAACACACGUACAAAAUGUUAUUUUAAGCUGAUUUUAGGUAAAAUGUUCGUCCCUUGGAAUUCGAGUUACCGGGUUUCAGCUGUAUUUGAUGACACUAUGUUCAUUGGUGCAUUAUUUUCUAUUAUUCAGAGCGGGUAGUGAAUCAUGUCAUACAUGGGUCUCUCAUGUAUGUCCAAUGUUCCAAAGUGCCUUUGGGUGAAUUUGAAGUUUAUCUUGCAUACAUAAGUACUUAGUCUAUCUACAUUGUAAUAGUAUGAUAACUGGUACAUGUGAAUUGGAAAUACAUAUCAUAAACAUACAUAUAUGUGACUUGGAAAUAAAAAAUGUUUUAAAAUGUUUAGUUUAUUUUACCAGCUAUAUCGUUUUCCAGAAAAAUUUCUAGCUUGAUCGAUCCUUUAAUUUUUAUCUCUGAAGACAGUUAAUGUUUAGGUUCUUCUGUAGCUUUACGUUAUUAUGUCGCAAUAAACUUUUGUUCAUUUAAAGAAAAAUCAGGAUUGGGGAAGAGAAAUAAAAGAGACUGUCUGGCAUUUAAAUUGUAAAAUGUGCUAUUGUCUAAGAAUUAUAAAGUCUAGUUCUUUUUCAUAUUUUCAUUCCGCUCAAAAUCAUAAAACGCAUUAAGGUAAGAAGCAUUUUAUUUUUGGAGAUUAUACUGGUAUUAUGUCUGUUUCUUUACAAUUACAAAAAUACUAAUCGUCAUAAAGUGGUACAAUUUUAUUUUUCAGGAAGUAUGUUUACAUAUAUUUAUAUUGUCAUUCUUUAUAAUUAAUGUGAACAGUAUUGUGUAGUAGUGUUUUAUUGAUUCUGUUACAGUGCCCCUGAGUUAUUCCAUUUUAUUGUAACGUUGCUCCAUUCAAGGAAUGGUUGAGUUUUUCCAUUUUCCUAUUUUCAUUACUUUCUGAUAAAAGUUUUAAUGCUGUUUAAAAUUGCUAUUCAAUGUUUUUGGUGAUGCAUAUACUGUUGAUGUUUGAAUAGUAAGACCAUGUUACAAUGAUAUUUCUUGUACCUGCCGAACUGCCAUUGAAAUAUGGCUACUGUAACGUACGGGGUCAAGGUGAUGGCAUUCUAGGAUUUGUAUUAUUACAUAGCUUCUUUAAAGAGCCACAUAUCAAAUUUAUAGAUAAAUGGUUGUAUAACGCUGCACUGGUUACUUUUCGUGGAAUGCAUUUCAACCACAAUUGAAAUAGAUUAUUCAGCAUAUCAUAUUUAAAGUACAUAUCAUAACGUGAAUCAAAUGAGCGUAUUGAGCAAAACCCCACAUGAGAUUAAAAGAAAUCGAAAAGAUUCCUCCCAAAUAUGGUUCUUAUUAUUGAAUUAAAAUGUCUUAACAUGUAGAUCUAUGUGAUGAAGGGUAAAAUUUCUUUGGAAAGCAAAAACGGAAACAUUUCUAUGGAAAAACUUGGAAACCUACCUUACAAGGAGGAUUUCGUUUCGACAAUUGUUCUGUUAUCUUCUAACUUUUGUUCAUUUCGACAAUUGUUCUGUUAUUUCUUAAUACAAAACUAACCUUUUUGUCAUUUCCACAAUUGUUCUGUUAUUUGCUUAGGCACAAACUAUCUUUUUAGUUCAUUUCAACAAUUGCCCUGUUAUUUCCUAAUACACAGCCAUGUUCAUUUCGACAAUUGCUGUGUUAUUUCCUAAUACACAACUUAUUUUUUGUUAAUUUGAAUGAUAAUGAAUCAGGAUAAUUGUGCAACAAUUCCACUCCUUUCAAAUUAUAACUGUUUGGUAAUGCUGACCAUUUACCCCGCAAAUCAAAUUUAUAUCACAUAGUUAAGAGCUUUGUUUAUUUUUUAAAACAGUUGAUGCUAAUAUUCGAAUUACAAUUUUAGAAACAUUCGAGUAAUUCAAAUAUGUUCUUUCAAUCGUAUGUAUUCAACUAUAAUUGUUGAAAGUGCAGUUUUUGUUUCAGCUGUUGUUUCAAUUUCAAAAUAUUGCUUAAAACUGUGGCAGUAGAUUUCAAAGCGAAUACUAAACUGUUUUUAUAAUGCUUUUUAUUAAAAGAAUAGAAAAGGUCACAUGACUUCCAUUUCAAAUGUUAAAAUCUGAUGUUUUAUCAUUAAACUAUU